CGCCCCCCGCGGGGGUCCCGCCGGCCUCUUCGCUGGUCCUGGGGUGCCUGGCGGGCGGCCCGCUCCCCCCUGGGCCAGGCGGGGGGCUGCUGCGAGGGCUCAACCCAGCCGGGGCCAACGCGUACCGGCCCAUGGGGCCCGCCGCGCAGUUCCAGCGCCCCGGGAUGUUACCUGGCGGCCGCAUGCCCAUGGCAGGGAUGCAGAUGGGAUCCGCCGCAGGAUCUCUCUAUGGAACGCCUUCUCCGAUGAGAUCUGGAAUGCCGCAGUCCAUGAUGGAUCCCUUCCGGAAGCGCCUGCUGCCUCCGCAGGCCCAGCCGUCCCCUGCGCUAACCCAAAGGCGAGGGCUGAAACGGAGGAAGAUGGCUGACAAGGUCCUGCCACAGAGGAUCCGGGAGCUCGUCCCAGAGUCUCAGGCCUAUAUGGAUUUGCUGGCCUUUGAACGCAAGCUGGACCAGACGAUCGCCCGCAAAAGGAUGGAGAUCCAGGAGGCGAUCAAGAAACCUUUGACGCAAAAGCGGAAGCUACGGAUUUACAUCUCCAAUACCUUCACUCCUGGGAAGGAGGACUGCGACGGUAGUGAGCGGAUAGCAUCAUGGGAACUUCGUGUGGAGGGCAAACUUUUGGAUGAUCCAAGUAAGCAGAAGAGAAAAUUCUCCUCCUUUUUCAAAAGCCUGGUCAUUGAGCUGGACAAAGAACUGUAUGGGCCGGACAACCACUUGGUGGAGUGGCACCGGGUCGCCACAACCCAGGAGACGGAUGGCUUCCAGGUCAAGCGUCCGGGCGACGUCAAUGUGAAAUGCACUCUGCUGCUCAUGCUGGACCACCAGCCCCCCCAAUACAAGCUGGACCCUCGCCUGGCUCGCCUGCUGGGCGUCCAUACCCAGACUCGUGCCAGCAUCAUGCAGGCCCUCUGGCUGUACAUCAAACACAACAAACUUCAGGACAGCCACGAGAAGGAGUACAUCAACUGCAACCGCUACUUCCGCCAGAUCUUCAAUUGCAUCCGCAUGCGAUUCUCUGAGAUCCCCAUGAAGUUGGCGGGGCUGCUGCAGCACCCAGAUCCCAUCGUCAUCAACCAUAUCAUCAGUGUGGAUCCCAAUGAUCAGAAGAAGACAGCUUGCUACGACAUCGAUGUGGAAGUGGACGACCCCUUGAAGGCCCAAAUGAGCAACUUCUUGGCCUCCACCACCAACCAGCAGGAGAUUGCCUCCUUGGACGUCAAGAUCCAUGAAACCAUCGAGUCCAUCAACCAGCUCAAGACCCAGAGAGAUUUCAUGCUGAGUUUCAGCAACAGCCCCCAGGAUUUCAUCCAGGAAUGGAUCCGAUCUCAGCAGAGGGACUUGAAGAUCAUCACAGACGUGGUCGGGAACCCCGAAGAGGAGAGACGGGCCGAGUUCUACCAGCAACCCUGGAUGCAGGAGGCUGUUGGGAGACACAUCUUUGCCAAGGUUCAGCAGCGCAGGCAAGAACUGGAACAAGUGCUCGGCGUCCGUCUCACUUAGUGCCCUCGCCUCCAGCUCUCCCGCACCUCGUGGUACUUCGAACUGGACAGGCGCUUGUCUGGAAGCUUCGGUCCCUGCUGGGGCUGGGAGGAGUUCUGCUGGCUGCCCGUUGCUCUUGGGAGCACUUCUUCUUUUUUUAAAGGGAGGUCAAGGAGUGGGUUAAUCGCUAACCUCCCGGAAAUAUGCAAGGCGAAAAAGCUCUUUUUGCAGAAGGCGGCAGCGAGCUCCCCUCACUAGACCCCACCCCCACCACGCCUCCCCUCUGUGCUUUGCCUCUGGGACACGAGGAAAUGUUGUUCUGUUGUUUUUUACCUUCUACCUCUUGGCUAAGGUCUCAGCAGCCUCCUUGGCGAGGCGGUGGCUGCCGCUGCUCACUUCUAACCAAAGCUUUGUCCAUUCCAAUCCGCCAGCCUUGCUGGCCUCUUAAGUCUUUUGCAGGGCUUUUUCUAGCAGGAGCUCUUCGGCAUAUGAAGCCACGCCCCCCCCCGAUGUAGCCAAUCCUCCUGGAGCUUAGAGGGCUCUUCUUACAGGGCCUACUGUAAGCUCCAGGAUUGGCUACAUCGGGGGGGGGGGCAUGGCCUAAUAUGCAGAGGAGCUCCUGCUAGAAGGAGCCCUGGCUCUUUUGCACUAUCUUUCUUUUUGGGGGCGGGGGGGGGGGCAGUUUUUUUCUCUUACUAUAAUUUUGUGGGGGUUUUAUACAGAGGGAAAGAUUUGUUAAAGGUGCGAGGUUUUGUUUCCCUCCCAAUUUAAGACACCCCGGUGUUGCGCGGGGAGGGGUUUUGCUCAGGCCUUUUGCGCUCCUGUUUUGACAAUCAGUCGCUGUUUGUUGGCUCCCCGAAGCGUGCAAGGUUUUUUUUUUCGGAAGGCGGGGUGGGGGGACCGGUUUUGUUUUUCCUGCAGAGGCCUCGCUCUCGAAAACAUUCCCUGGGCCGUCAGCCAAGCGGGGGGGUGGGGUGGGGAGAUGGGGUAACCUCUGUCUCAGCCUUCCCAGUCUUCUCAAGUGCCUUUGCUCCCCCAAGGUCCCCCCCCCCCUCAGCACUUAAAUCGGGAAAAAUGCCCUUUCUGGGGGUCCGCCUCUUGAGAUGUACAGCUGGCCGAGCGGGCACUGGGGGGGGGGGGGGACGGGAACGUUCCAGUGAAGAUGUUGUGAUCGGUUUCCAUGUUGAAUGUUUUCUAAUAAAAAACACAUUCUCAAGCA
Messenger RNA from Heteronotia binoei (common prickly gecko), 2700 nucleotides. RefSeq names its product SWI/SNF related, matrix associated, actin dependent regulator of chromatin, subfamily d, member 2 (gene SMARCD2). Gene Ontology annotation, cellular component: SWI/SNF complex; nucleus. Gene Ontology annotation, biological process: regulation of transcription by RNA polymerase II. Bases 132 to 1502 code for a protein of 456 amino acids. NCBI's taxonomy places the organism in Eukaryota, Metazoa, Chordata, Lepidosauria, Squamata, Gekkonidae. The record is from RefSeq and is a predicted model, not a curated record. The transcript is spliced from 13 exons.